Cebus imitator (Panamanian white-faced capuchin) is the source of this 2189-nucleotide messenger RNA. It is a transcript of the gene UBE2R2, whose product is annotated as ubiquitin conjugating enzyme E2 R2. The transcript has 6 exons. NCBI's taxonomy places the organism in Eukaryota, Metazoa, Chordata, Mammalia, Primates, Cebidae. The record is from RefSeq and is a predicted model, not a curated record. The coding region runs from base 577 to 1434 and encodes 285 amino acids. Gene Ontology annotation, biological process: protein polyubiquitination; ubiquitin-dependent protein catabolic process. Gene Ontology annotation, molecular function: ubiquitin conjugating enzyme activity.
CUCGGCUCCGUCGCUCCCGCGGCGCGAGGCGCUCUAGCUUUCCUCCUCCGCCGCCGCCCCUCCCCCCGCGCAGCCGCCGCCGCCACCGCCGCCACCGCCGCGAGACCCCCUCACGCCGCGCUCGCCCAGCGCGCCCUCCGGCCCCUGCGGCCCUCAAAGAGAACGAGAGGGCGAGCGAGCGCGGCGUUCCCGGGCUGGCCCGGCCCCCUCCCUUCACCAUCGCCGGCCCUCCGCCGCCUUCCUCCGCUUCCACCUCCUCUCCCCCCCCCCAAGUUGAGGCCCCCUCCGGGGGGGGGAGGCCCGGGAACGGGACCGGGAGCGAAUUCUAACUCCUUCGACCCCUCCUCUCGCCUGGCCUAAGUGUGAGGGGAAGGGCCCGGCCCGGCCAGCGUCGUGUGUGAGGACGACCCCGGGAGGGCCCACGGGCCGUGUAGGGCCUGGUCCGGCCCACCGGGUGUGUGAAGACCGGGGCCCGGUGCGGCCGGGCCCGAGGGCGAGCAGAGGGGAAGGGCCUGGUUCGGCCCGGCCGGUGCGUGAGGACUGGGGCCCGGGCCUGGCGCCGCCGCCGCCGCCGAGAUGGCCCAGCAGCAGAUGACCAGCUCGCAGAAGGCCCUGAUGCUCGAGCUGAAAUCCCUGCAGGAGGAACCGGUGGAGGGCUUCCGGAUCACCCUGGUGGAUGAGUCCGACCUCUACAACUGGGAGGUGGCCAUCUUCGGGCCCCCCAACACCCUCUACGAAGGCGGCUACUUCAAGGCGCAUAUUAAAUUUCCUAUUGACUACCCCUAUUCACCACCUACCUUCAGAUUCUUGACCAAAAUGUGGCACCCCAACAUUUAUGAGAAUGGAGACGUAUGCAUUUCAAUUCUUCAUCCGCCUGUAGAUGACCCACAGAGUGGAGAACUGCCUUCUGAAAGGUGGAAUCCUACUCAGAAUGUGAGGUCAUCAAAUUCUGCAUCAGAGGCGGAGGAGAAAGACAGUGCAAAGCUCUCUUCUUCUAAGGCGUCCAUCGCCGCCGCCCCGCGUAGGAUCCUACCCCACCCGAGGCCCACCCACACGCAGAACGCGGCGGCUGGCCGGGUUAAGGCCCCGCAGCCAAGGCCGGUCACUCACUGCCCAGUCGGCACCUUCUCCCCAGCCAAUGUCGAUGCUUCAGUUAUGUUCAGGAAAUGGAGAGACAGUAAAGGAAAAGACAAAGAAUAUGCUGAAAUCAUUAGGAAACAAGUUUCAGCCACUAAGGCUGAAGCAGAAAAGGAUGGAGUGAAGGUCCCCACAACCCUGGCGGAAUACUGCAUCAAAACUAAAGUGCCUUCCAAUGACAACAGCUCAGAUUUGCUUUACGACGACUUGUAUGAUGAUGACAUUGAUGAUGAAGAUGAGGAGGAGGAAGAUGCCGACUGUUAUGAUGAUGAUGAUUCUGGGAAUGAGGAGUCGUGACGUGCUCCUUCAGUGUCCCUGUACUGCCCUGCCGUCUCAGGCCAAAGGGAGGGGAGCAAAUGGGGACCUGGCCAUGGCCCCUCAGCAAAAACCUAUUCACAGCGGGUGGGGAAACAAACACACAGCUCCUGCUGACUCCCCUUAUGGAUCUCGGUUUGCUCCUUUUUAUGGACCUUUAAUGGAGAGAGAGUAACCCUCCACAGAAUGUCUGAAUUCUUGCAUUCUUUACCCUUCCAUCAUCACUGUAUUGAUUCUUUUUUUUAAAAAACAUCAACCCAAACUCCCGCCUCACUUCGUCUCUACAGAAUGUUCACAGCAAAACACGUUUGGUCUGUUUUUAGAUUCUUGAAGAAUUAAAUAGUCUUUCAAGAUGUUUAAUGUGUUUAAAGCUGGGAACCUGUUGGGAGUUCACAAGUGCUGCAUAUACUGGGUAGCAAAAGAAAAUGGAAAAAAAACCCACAAAACAAACUUAAAGAAAAAAGCAAAUUUGCCAAGGUUUAGCUGCUCAUUUACAUUAAGUGUGUGCGCAUUCGUUCAGCCCCAUGGUGGUGAGUUUUGUUUCUUUCCCUUCCUAAGGCUGGGAUAUGGUGGGUGUCAGGGACUUUGUGCUAAGCCUGAUGAAAUGUGCUCCUCCAGUCUCCAUGAAAUCCUAAAACAUGGAGGCCUCAGCUACUCUGAGGAGAGAAAUCAGACUUUGUUUUUUGAAAUCGAUUGGGAUGGAAAGCCUGAAAUAAAUAUUCAUACUUUACAUAGAA